AUGAAAGGAAUAUAUUAUAUCGUAAUUGUGUGCUCUCUUUAUCUAAUAAACUUGGGUAAUUGUUCCGAAGGUGGAGAUAAUAUUUUUUCAGAAAAUGGUAAUAUUAAUUACGAUUUAAUUAAUCAGGAAAAUUCUGAAAGAAGUCAUAAACUAAUUAACCCAUGGGAACAGUAUAUGGAAAAAUAUGAUAUAGAAAAUGUGCAUGGUUCAGGUAUAAGAGUUGAUUUAGGUGAAGAUGCACGUGUGGAAAAUCAAGAUUAUAGAAUACCUUCAGGUAAAUGUCCAGUUAUGGGAAAAGGUAUAACUAUUCAAAAUUCUAGUAAAUCAUUUUUAGAGCCAGUAGCUACCGGCGAUCAGAAAGUAAGAGACGGAGGAUUGGCAUUUCCUAAAACAACUGUAAACAUUUCUCCUAUAUUAAUUACCAAUCUCAAAAAAAUGUAUGAGAAGCUUCCAGAAGUAGUAUCGUUAAAUAAUAUGUCAUUGUGUGCAAAACAUGCCUCAUUUUAUCUUCCAGGUAAAGAUGUCAGUACAGCAUAUAGGCAUCCCGCAGUUUAUGAUAAGUCUAAUGAAACAUGUUACCUUUUGUAUGUGGCAGCACAAGAAAAUAUUGGUCCAAGAUAUUGUAGUGAUGAUAAAAAUAAUGAAAAUCUACCAUUUUGCUUCACACCAGAAAAAGCUGAAAAAUAUAAAAGCUUAUCCUAUAUAACUAAAAAUUUACGUGAGGAUUGGGAAACAAGUUGCCCUACUAAAGGUGUAAAAAAUGCUAAAUUUGGACUUUGGGUUGAUGGCUAUUGCAUAGAUUAUAAGAAGCCUAAAGUUCUUGAUAGUGAAACCUUAUUAGAAUGUAGUCAAAAAGUUUUUGACGAAAGUGCUUCUGAUCAACCUAAACAAUAUGAAAAAUACCUAGAGGAUACUGCCAAAAUUCGACGAGGAAUUGUCGAUAAAAAUGGUAAACUUAUAGGUGAGGCUUUGUUACCAAUAGGAUCUUAUAGAGCAGAUCAAGUUAAAAGUAAAGGAAAGGGAUAUAACUGGGCACAUUAUGAUAAAAUAAAAAAAAAGUGUUACAUUUUCGACAAAAAGCCAUCAUGUUUAAUUAAUGAUAAUAAUUUCACUGCAAUAACUGCUUUAUCAAGUAUAGAAGAAAAUUCCCAAGAAGAUUUUCCUUGUAAUAUAUAUAAAAAUAAAAUCCAAGAAGAAAUUAAAGUCUUAAACGUGAACCGAAACAAUAAUGGAAAUAAUAUCGUUAAAUUUCCUAGAAUAUUUAUUUCAACUGACAAAAAUAGUUUAAAUUGCCCAUGUGACCCUACUCAAAUGAGUGAGCACAGUUGUAAUUUUUAUGUAUGUAACUGUGUAGAGAAAAGACAAUUUAUAUCUGAGAAUAAUGAUGUUCAAAUAAAAGAGGAGUUUAGAAGUGAAUAUGAAAGCCCAAUAAAUCAGAACAUGAUAAUUAUUAUAAUUUUGAUUGCUACUGGAGCUAUAUUGGCCGCUCUAUUAAUCUUUUAUUUCUUUAAAAGUAACAAACCGGGUGAAGAUUAUGAUAAAAUGGGCCAAGCAGAUGCCUAUGGUAAAACCAAAUCCAGAAAAGAUGAAAUGUUAGACCCAGAGGUGUCAUUUUGGGGUGAAGAUAAAAGAGCAUCACACACAACACCAGUUUUGAUGGAAAAACCAUAUUAUUAA
Plasmodium vinckei vinckei is the source of this 1677-nucleotide messenger RNA. RefSeq names its product apical membrane antigen 1, putative. NCBI's taxonomy places the organism in Eukaryota, Apicomplexa, Aconoidasida, Haemosporida, Plasmodiidae. The record is from RefSeq and is a predicted model, not a curated record. The transcript has a single exon. The coding region runs from base 1 to 1677 and encodes 558 amino acids. Gene Ontology annotation, cellular component: membrane.